GGGGGCUGGCGCGCAGGCGCGGGACGGGGGCCUCGCCCCUGCCGACGUCGCAGGCUGGAGCUCACCUGGGAGCCUCGGAGAGGAAGCGUAGCCUGGGUUCGGCCUUUCCUGGCAACGCCGGAGGCCCAUCGGGGAGGCAGGAGGCGGCGGCGGAGGAGGAGCCGGACUGAGCGGCAACUGUAGCGACAGCAACCCGAGCCGCCAGCGCCGCCACCUGCACCUGGCGACCGGCCCACGUCCAGCGCCCUCCGCUGCCCGCAACCCUGCCCCGCCCCGCACUGCCCUGCCCACUCGCCAGGUAUUACCAUUUAAAGAAAACUUUCUGCCAGCAAAUCUAUGAUAAAAAUUAUAAGUAACAGAGAAAACUGUAACUGUUCUUUGUCAAGUGACAACCUUUUAAUGUCAGAAUGGCUCACAUAAAGCGACUAAUAAAAUUACAACUUAAAAGAUAUUACCACAAGAAGUUUUGGAAACUUGGUGCAGUAAUUUUUUUCUUUGUAAUAUUUUUGAUUUUAAUGCAAAGAGAAGUAAGUGUUCAAUAUUCCAAAGAGGAAUCAAAGAUGGAAAAAAACAUGAAAAACAAAAACAAGAUGUUUGAUUUAAUGAUGGAAGCUGUAAUCAAUAUUAAAGAUGUGAUGCCAAAAAUGCAAAUAGGAGCACCUGACAGACAAAAGAUUGACACUGGCGAGAGACCCUGUUUGCAAGGAUAUUAUACAGCAGCAGAAUUGAAACCUGUUUUUGAUCGCCCACCUCAGGAUUCGAAUGCUCCUGGUGCUUCUGGUAAAGCAUUCAAGACCACCAAUUUAAGUAUUGAAGAGCAGAAGGAAAAAGAACGUGGAGAGGCAAAACACUGUUUUAAUGCCUUUGCAAGUGACAGAAUUUCUUUACACCGAGAUCUUGGUCCAGACACUCGGCCUCCUGAAUGUAUUGAACAAAAAUUUAAGCGCUGUCCUCCCCUGCCUACUACCAGUGUCAUAAUAGUUUUUCAUAAUGAGGCGUGGUCCACCCUUCUUAGAACUGUCCACAGUGUGCUCUAUUCUUCACCUGCUAUACUGCUGAAGGAAAUCAUUUUGGUGGAUGAUGCUAGUGUAGAUGAGUACUUACAUGAUAAACUAGAGGAAUAUAUAAAACAAUUUUCUAUAGUAAAAAUAGUCAGACAAAAAGAGAGAAAAGGUCUGAUCACAGCACGGUUGCUAGGAGCUACAGUAGCAACUGCUGAAACACUCACAUUUUUAGAUGCUCACUGUGAGUGUUUCUAUGGUUGGUUAGAACCUUUGUUGGCCAGAAUAGCUGAGAACUACACUGCUGUCGUGAGUCCAGAUAUUGCAUCCAUAGAUAUGAACACGUUUGAAUUCAGCAAACCUUCUCCUUAUGGAAGUAACCAUAACCGUGGAAAUUUUGACUGGAGUCUUUCAUUCGGCUGGGAAUCACUUCCUGAUCAUGAGAAACAAAGAAGAAAAGAUGAAACCUACCCAAUUAAAACACCCACUUUUGCAGGAGGCCUUUUUUCCAUAUCAAAGGAAUAUUUUGAAUACAUUGGAACUUAUGAUGAAGAAAUGGAAAUUUGGGGAGGAGAAAACAUAGAAAUGUCUUUCAGAGUAUGGCAAUGUGGUGGGCAGUUGGAGAUUAUGCCUUGCUCUGUUGUUGGACAUGUUUUUCGCAGCAAAAGCCCUCAUACCUUUCCAAAAGGCACUCAGGUGAUUGCUCGCAACCAAGUUCGACUUGCAGAAGUCUGGAUGGAUGAAUAUAAGGAAAUAUUCUAUAGGAGAAACACAGAUGCAUCAAAAAUUGUUAAAGAAAAGUCCUUUGGUGAUCUUUCAAAACGAUUUGAAAUAAAGCAUCGCCUUCAAUGUAAAAAUUUUACAUGGUAUCUGAAAAAUAUUUACCCAGAAGUGUAUGUGCCAGACCUUAAUCCUGUAAUAUCUGGAUAUAUUAAAAGUGUCAAUCAGCCUCUAUGUUUGGAUGUUGGUGAAAAUAAUCAAGGAGGCAAACCUUUAAUUUUAUAUACGUGUCAUGGACUUGGAGGAAACCAGUACUUUGAAUAUUCUGCUCAAUAUGAAAUUCGGCAUAACAUCCAGAAGGAAUUAUGUCUUCAUGCUGCUCAAGGUUUUGUUCAGUUGAAGGCAUGUACCUACAAAGGUCGCAGGACAAUUGCCACUGGAGAACAGAUAUGGGCUAUCCAGAAGGAUCAACUUCUAUAUAAUGCAUUCUUUAAAAUGUGCCUUUCAGCAGCCGGAGAGCAUCCAAGCUUAGUGUCAUGCAAUCCAUCAGAUCCACUUCAAAAAUGGAUUUUUAGCCAAAAUAAUUAAGUGUUCCUUAAAAUUAAGGAGAUGAAAAGGAGAUAUUUUUUCUCAUAAAACUGUGACUAGGCAUACACUGUAGUUUUUGAAAAAUUAUGCAAAAGCAGCUAAUUAUAACUUAUUCCAAGUGCAUUUUCUUAUUUAUACCUUUAAAUGUCUUGAUAGCACAGCUACAAAAAUUCCUUAAGCCUCCAUUUCAAAGCACAAUAACUAGUAAUACCAAAGACUAUUUUGAAAUGUACAGAUGUAGGGAAUGUUUACAGUAUGAUGAAAAUAAUUUUUCAAGUAAAAUGUAUUUGUGUGUUUUAUACACUAAGACAUAUAUAGCUACAUGUACACAUUCAAAAUUUAAAAUAUUCUAGUUUGGGGGGAGAGGGAGAUUUGAUACUGUAUUUUUUUAAGUACAAAGAUAUGAAUCAAUGAAGGUCGAACAUUGACCUUUGUAUCCAAGCUAGGAUAUUUUUAUAAGUCUAGAAUAAAAAUACAGGCGAACAAUUUCUUUUCCCUUUGCUACGGGUCAGAUAUUUUCCUAAACAUUAAGUAAAAAGAUGAAUAUUUUUAACUUUAAUUUCUUAGCAAAAGUUAAAACACAUUUUUGUCUUAAGACCACUUGACUUGAAGCACUUAAGUCUUCCUCAGAUGACUUUUAUUCAAUAACCAUGCUGUCUGUGUUUCCAAAGCAAUUAAAAAGAAAAAUAUAAAUGGCUGUUUGUUGAAAAGUGUCUUUCUCCUUUCUGUGGUCUUUUGUUCUCACCAAAAUGCACUAAUUGUGAAUGUUUGUGAAAUUGAA
Sorex fumeus (smoky shrew) is the source of this 3090-nucleotide messenger RNA. It is a transcript of the gene GALNT3, whose product is annotated as polypeptide N-acetylgalactosaminyltransferase 3. The record is from RefSeq and is a predicted model, not a curated record. Bases 408 to 2309 code for a protein of 633 amino acids. Lineage: Eukaryota; Metazoa; Chordata; Mammalia; Eulipotyphla; Soricidae. The transcript has 11 exons. Gene Ontology annotation, cellular component: Golgi apparatus.